AUGGCUUCGGCCAACAUCUUGAGCCAAACGCUGUCCCAAACGCUGUCCUCAACGCCACUGCAGACACAGUCGUCGUCAUCGACAGCGGCGUUGACACCGCAGACACCGUCUGUCGUGAGCCAACCGGACGCGGACGCGGCGAAGAUGUCCUCCGAGUCGACGGCGACCACAGGUGUGGCGAACGUGUCGGUGACCCAGUCAUCGACGGCCGCCAUCAAGAAUCCGGUCGUAAUUCUGGACAAAACGCGUCUCCAAGAGCUGGUCCAAGAGGUGGACCCCAACGAACAGCUGGAGGACGAUGUGGAGGACAUGCUGUUGACGAUCGCCGACGAGUUCAUCGAGUCGUUGGUCUACACGUCGACGCUGUUCGCCAAACACCGGAAGUCGUCGACUCUGGACGUGAAGGACGUCCAGUUGGCGCUCGAGAAGAACUGGAAGAUGUGGAUCCCGGGCUUUGGCGCCACCGACGACUCGCACCGACAGCACAAGAAGUCCUUCUCCACCGAAGCCCAUAAGCAGCGCAUGGCUUUGAUUAAGAAGACGCUGAAGAAGUUGUAA
Molecule: messenger RNA, 558 nt
Organism: Oppiella nova
Lineage: Eukaryota; Metazoa; Arthropoda; Arachnida; Sarcoptiformes; Oppiidae
Source: the annotation of a GenBank genome assembly